AAGGAGGUGUGGAUAGAAGAGCGGCCCGCUGCUGGAGGGAACUCUCUCUUUACCCUGUGCGUCUCUGAAUAGUGGACCGUCGUUUACUCUCUGAAAUUAGGGGAUUAAUUUGGGGUUUAUUUCCCGUAGGUUCACGAGACUGCUUAAACUGCACUACUUCCUUCAGUUUUUAUUUUUUUAUAUACAUUUUUUUUUUAAUAAUAGUAAGUAAAAGGCGUGAAAAAUGAGCUGGACGAUGAACCGCUGUUUUGUGACUCUGGCCAUCCUGUUUCUCUGGCGGGUGGAAGAGAUGUCAGAAGCCUGCAGCUGCUCUCCUGCGCAUCCUCAGCAGGCGUUUUGCAACUCAGACGUCGUGAUCAGAGCAAAAGUAGUUGGGACAGAGGAGGUUGACUCUGGCAACGACAUCUAUGGAAAUCCCAUCAAACGCAUCAAGUAUGACAUCAAACAGAUGAAGAUGUUUAAAGGCCCCAAUCAGGAGGUGGAUGCCGUCUACACUGCCCCAACCUCUGCAAUGUGUGGAGUGACUCUGGAGACUUCUGGCAGAAACGAGUAUCUCAUCACAGGCAAGCUGGAGAAUGAUGGGACGGUGCACGUCACGCUGUGCGACUUCAUGGAGCAGUGGGAGGAUCUGAGCGCCACCCAAAAGAAGAACCUGGUUCAGCGUUACGAAACGGGAUGCGACUGCAAGAUCACUCGCUGCACCUCGGUGCCUUGCAUGAUCACCAGCCCGACGGAGUGCCUUUGGACAGACUGGAUCAUUGAGAAGUUGGUCAACGGAGAGCAGGCCAAACACUUUGCGUGUAUCAAGAGGAGCGACGACUCGUGUGCCUGGUACAGAGGCGCCGCAGCGCCCAAAAGAGAUUUCCUGGACAUUGAAGAUCCUUGAUUCCUCGAUCUCUCCACUCCACCAUCCAAACUUCUGAAGAGUUUUUUUUUACAGUUGAAAUAUACUUACUUACAUGGCAAAAACACAGAAAUAAAAAUGCAUCAAAUUCUUAUUUUAUUUUUUCUCUCUUAAGACAGCUUUAGAGCGAGUGCUUCAUGGUGAGGUUGGGGGGGAAAAAAACCCUUUUCAAGGCAGGUCUCGUGUUUUCAAUUAACAUUCUUCUGAACUCAGCACUUUUUGCCACUUCUACCCUUAAAUCUACAGCACUUCCUCAUAAACCACUUCUCCUUCAGCCGAAAUAAAAGGAAUGACCUUCACAACUCAAUAUUACCGUUUAUAGUACUCAGUUCCUGUGCUAUUAAUUGCAGAUGUUUCCCUUCUUUACAUUGUUUUUAUCUAAAUCCUUUGCUUAAAGUGAGCUAUAACUGCUGGUUGCAUUUAUACAAGUUGAAGUUCUGUGAAUCUGUGUUGAUAAAUGGCAUCAGUUGACUGUCAGCAUCCUGGGUUGUGACAGCAGAGCUAUCACAGCAAAAACAAAACAAGAGACACCUCUUUAUUUUUCUGUCCCGUGUGAGGUGUGCGAAAGCGAAACCCCCUUUCUUUCUUUUUUCUAUUCUUUUUUUUUUUUUAACCCAAAAGUGAUAAACAUGAGUGGCGUUUUACAUGAUACCACUGUGUUGUAACGAUCAGUGCUUUUGCUAUGCAACUGUUUUCUUAAAGCGAUCCUGAGUAGACAAAAUGCACUUUGAAUACAGCGGUUAUAUUGACUUUAAAGAAUAUGGUGAAAAAAGAGGAUUGAAUCCUCCAUUUGCUUUUUUUGUGUGUAAGACAGCUCUUUCAUUUGCCAAGCUGUGGUAAGUUUAAGAGCAUAUUUUAUUUAAGAUCAUCAUGAUUGACAAAAGCCCACUCUUUUAUAUUUGUUGUGACAAAGUAUUUUGACUCCACCGGCCAAAUGCAUCCAGUGUACAGUGAUGGGCACACUGUGUUCUGUCCGGCUGGUUUAUUCUGUAGAGUUUUGAAUAAAAUAACACAUUGCCAAUAUCAUUUUUUUUUUCCUGCAGAGACACUGAAAGGACCACGUGUGUCAUGCAACUGGUAUAUGACUUUAAUAUGAGAGUGUAAAAAGAUUUUUCAUUACAAACUGUAACCAAUUAUGUCUUGUGCUGGUUUCACAUGGGACUUUUGAGAUAAGAUUUUUUUUUUUUUUUUUUUUUGCAUGCGUAUCCAUCUGAAACAUUACUGUACAUUUGAAUAUUAAUUAAAUGCCAAACCCUG
Messenger RNA from Salarias fasciatus (jewelled blenny), 2161 nucleotides. It is a transcript of the gene timp2b, whose product is annotated as TIMP metallopeptidase inhibitor 2b. Bases 224 to 886 code for a protein of 220 amino acids. The transcript is spliced from 5 exons. The record is from RefSeq and is a predicted model, not a curated record. Lineage: Eukaryota; Metazoa; Chordata; Actinopteri; Blenniiformes; Blenniidae. Gene Ontology annotation, molecular function: protease binding; metalloendopeptidase inhibitor activity. Gene Ontology annotation, biological process: response to cytokine; negative regulation of endopeptidase activity; response to hormone. Gene Ontology annotation, cellular component: extracellular matrix.